AUGACCCCAUCAACAACAGCCCAAACUCCAUCGCCAGUCCACCUCUUCGACCUCGCACCGGACCCAUGGUCCGCAAAUGUCCUUAAGACCCGCCUAAUCCUAAACCACAAAUCAAUCCCCUACACCGAGUCCCGGAUUUCCUACCCGGACAUCACGCCUGUCCUGCAGUCCCUAGGCAUCGCACCGCACCCGCCUGCGUCAAAGCAGCCAGCACCAUACACACUCCCCGCAAUUCUGCACAAUGGGCUCAGAAGCGACGAGAAUACCCACGGGGCGCUGAUGGACUCGCUCCCCAUCGCCGUAUAUCUUGACAAGGCAUUCCCCGCCGAACAUGGACGGGGGAUCUUCCCGCGCGGCGAAGAGAGUAUCCGACAAGCCGUCAAGGUCAAUAAAGGUCUAGGCGGCGUUGUUCGCGCGGGGAUCUGCCUCAUCGCGCCGAAUAUGCCGUCUAUUCUUGACUCGCGCGGGGCGGAGUACUUUAGGCGAACUCGCGAGGCGAGAUUCGGAAAGCCGCUGGAGCAGCUGCGGCCGGCGGCGGAGGAGGGUGUGCAAGGCGUCUUGAAGAAUGUUGAAGCUGAAAUGGCGGGAGUUGUGGAGAUGCUGAGGGUUGAUGGCGGGGGACCGUUCUUUGAGGGUGAGAUGGUUAGCUAUGCGGAUUUCGUGCUUGUUGCGUUUCUGGAGUGGUUUUGGAAGGUCAAUCUCAGCGUGUUUGAGGCUGUUCCUGGGGUUGGGGAUGGAGAGGUUAGAGCAGUUUGGGAUGCUUGCCGGUGUUGGCUUCGUCAGAGGGGUGUUGAGAGGGAGUGGAAGGUUGAGGGGGAUGAAAGCUGA
Molecule: messenger RNA, 828 nt
Organism: Aspergillus mulundensis
Lineage: Eukaryota; Fungi; Ascomycota; Eurotiomycetes; Eurotiales; Aspergillaceae
Exons: 1
Coding region: 1-828 (275 amino acids)
Source: RefSeq, a predicted model, not a curated record